Phyllostomus discolor (pale spear-nosed bat) is the source of this 1253-nucleotide messenger RNA. It is a transcript of the gene AIMP2, whose product is annotated as aminoacyl tRNA synthetase complex interacting multifunctional protein 2. The record is from RefSeq and is a predicted model, not a curated record. Gene Ontology annotation, cellular component: aminoacyl-tRNA synthetase multienzyme complex. The transcript has 4 exons. NCBI's taxonomy places the organism in Eukaryota, Metazoa, Chordata, Mammalia, Chiroptera, Phyllostomidae. Bases 125 to 1087 code for a protein of 320 amino acids.
CAAACUACGCUUUCAGAUCGCGAAGAGCUAGAUCGGAAAGGAGGUGGCCGCCGCCUGUGGUGUCUUUCACGGUUUCUGGGCGUUCGUGUCCCUCAGCCGCCACCUUUUUUCCUCUGCCCCCACGAUGCCGAUGUACCAGGUAAAGCCCUAUCACGGGGGCGGAACAUCUCUCCAUGUAGAGCUUCCCACCUGCAUGUACCGGCUCCCCAACGUGCACGGAAAAAGCAGCAGCCCGGCGCAGAAUGCGGUCCACGUGCAGGGAGAAUCUGACCCGUCUCUUCACGCUCUUGAGUCCCGCCAAGAUCAUAUUUUAAAACGUCUGUACGAGUUGAAAGCCGCAGUCGAUGGUCUCUCCAAGAUGAUUCAGACGCCAGACGCCGACCUGGACGUAACCAACAUAAUCCAAGCCGACGAGCCCGCCGCUUUACCGACCAGCACGUUGGACUUAAAUUCAGUACUUGGAAAGGAUUACGGGGCUCUGAAGGACAUCGUCAUCAACGCGGACCCCGCCUCGCCCCCCCUCUCCCUGCUCGUGCUGCACCAGCUGCUCUGCGACCGCUACAAGGUCCUGUCCACAGUUCACACCCACUCAGCAGUCAGGAAUGUGCCGGAAAACCUCCUCAGGUGCUUUGGCGAGCGGACCAACAAACAGCCCCGCCACGAGUACCAGCUGGGUUUUACUCUGAUUUGGAAGAACGUGCCGAAGACUCAGAUGAAGUUCAGCGUCCAGAGGAUGUGUCCCAUCGAAGGGGAAGGGAACAUUGCACGGUUUCUGUUCUCCCUGUUUGGCCAGAAGCAUGACGCAGUCCACUCGACACUCAUAGAUAGCUGGGUCGAUGCAGCUGCUUUCCAGCUGAAAGAGGGAAGCAGUAAAGAAAAAGUCUCCGUGCUCUCCUCCAUGAACUCGGCUCUGGGGAACAGCCCCUGGCUCGUGGGGGGCGAGCUCACGGUGGCGGACGUCGUGCUGUGGUCCGCGCUCCGGCAGACGGGAGGCUGCAGCGUGCCCGUGCCGGCCAACGUGCAGAGGUGGCUGCGGGCCUGCGAGAACCUGGCGCCUUUCAGCACGGCCCUCAAGCUCCUUCAGUGACUCGGGAACUGACUUUCAGGGGAUUCAGACUAGAGUCUGAGAGUAGUGCUGUUUCGUGCCUGUGAUGGUAAAGGGACUUGUACCAAAAUCAGACUCUUUAUUUAGGCCAGUUGUCAAGUACCAAUAAAACCACCACAUAAUUUGUGGUUUUCGUUUUAUUUUAAAA